AUGGGGGUCGGGGGGUGCUUGGUUCUGCCCUGGCGGUGCCUGGUGGUCGUGUGUCUCAGGCUGCUCUUCCUUGUGCCCGCAGGAGUGCCGGUGCGCAGCGGAGAUGCCACCUUCCCCAAGGCCAUGGACAACGUGACGGUCAGGCAAGGAGAAAGCGCCACCCUCAGAUGCAUCGUGGAUAACAGAGUGACACGAGUAGCUUGGCUCAACCGAAGCAGCAUUCUUUAUGCGGGCAAUGACAAGUGGUGUUUGGACCCCCGAGUGGAGCUAGUUGCCAACACGAAAACCCAUUAUGCCAUCCGGAUAAAUGACGUGGAUGUAUACGACGAGGGGCCUUAUACUUGCUCGGUACAGACGGACAAUCACCCCAAAACUUCACGAGUCCAUCUCAUUGUGCAAGUACCUCCCAAGAUUGUUGAGAUCUCUUCGGACAUCUCCAUCAAUGAAGGUGGCAACAUAAGUCUCACCUGCAUAGCUACAGGAAGGCCAGAUCCAACAAUCAACUGGAGGCAUAUUUCACCUAAAGCUUCAGGAUUCAUGAGUGAAGAUGAAUACUUGGAGAUCACAAGCAUCACCCGGGAACAAUCGGGGGAGUACGAGUGCAGUGCCUCCAAUGAUGUUGCAACUCCUGUUGUGCGGAGAGUAAAAGUCACCGUAAACUACCCACCAUAUAUAUCAGACACUAAGAACACUGGUGUGCCUGUGGGUCAGAAGGGCAUCCUUCAAUGUGAGGCCUCUGCAGUUCCAUCAGCGAAAUUCCAGUGGUAUAAAGAUGACAAACGGCUCCUUGAAGGACAGAAAGGGCUGAAAGUGGAAAAUAAGGCCUUCUUCUCCCGUCUUACUUUCUUCAAUGUCUCUGAGCAAGACUAUGGAAAUUAUACUUGUGUUGCCUACAACCAACUAGGAAACACUAAUGCUAGCAUUAUUCUCUACGAAAUAAGUGAGCCCACAAGCUCAACCUUGUUCCAAGGCCCUGGAGCAGUGCAUGAUGGGAACAGUGGUGGGUCAAGAAGAGUUGGCUGUGUUUGGCUGCUUCCGCUGCUUCUUUUACACCUCCUGCUGAAGUUUUGACCUUUUUGAAGUUGGUGAUUCUAAGAGGAAGGGAGGGGGAAAUAAAAAGGAAGAAUACUUUUACAAAGUCAGAAAAUUAAUCCUAAUAGUCAAGAAUAUAUUAUC
Messenger RNA from Pseudonaja textilis, 1176 nucleotides. RefSeq names its product neurotrimin (gene NTM). The record is from RefSeq and is a predicted model, not a curated record. Lineage: Eukaryota; Metazoa; Chordata; Lepidosauria; Squamata; Elapidae.